CCCGGAGGUGCCCGGCGGCGGCGGCAGCGGGGCCGGCGAGCGCAGCAUGCCCGCCGCCUCAGACGCGCCUGCCUCCCGCCGCCGCUGCUGCUGCUGCCGCUGCUGCCCAUGGAGAUCGCGCUGGUGACUCUGGAGAACGGCGGCACCACGGCCAUCGCGGGUGGCGAAGAUGCCGCGGCCGCCGGCGGCCGGGCACGCUGGCGGGGCAACUUGCUGCACAUCGCGGGCUCGCCGCAGCUGAGCGACGGCAAGGAGGGAGCCCCGCCGCCCGCGCCGCCGCCGAUGCCACCGCCGCCGGGGGACGAGGAGCCCGAGCGGCCCCCGCCGAGGGACGAGGAGCCGGAGCGGCCCCCGCCGGGUCCCCGCGGGAGCGGCCCCGAGGAGCGACCGGCGGAGGGACGCGCCCCCCCCGCGCCGCCCCGGCCACCGCCCCGCGCCCCGCGCCCCGGCGCGGACGUGGGACCCCCGGAGGAAGGGGGACACCGCCGGGGCAUGGCCAUGGCAGCGGCGGGAGACGAGGAGGAGGAGGCGGCGGCGGCGGCGGUGAACCCGGGCGCCAUGCACCACCAGCGGGUGCUGAUCAACAUCUCCGGGCUGCGCUUCGAGACCCAGCUGGGCACCCUCAAUCAGUUCCCCGACACGCUGCUGGGGGACCCGGACAAGCGCAUCCGCUACUUCGACCCGCUCCGCAACGAGUACUUCUUCGACCGCAACCGGCCCAGCUUUGACGGCAUCCUAUACUUCUACCAGUCCGGGGGAAAGCUCCGACGGCCCGUCAAUGUCUCCAUCGAUGUCUUCGCCGACGAGAUCCGCUUCUACCAGCUGGGUGAGGAGGCCAUGGAGCGCUUCCGGGAGGACGAGGGCUUCAUCAAAGAGGAGGAGAAGCCCCUGCCCCGCAAUGAGUUCCAGCGCCAGGUCUGGCUCAUCUUUGAGUACCCCGAGAGCUCCAGCUCAGCCCGGGCCAUCGCCAUCGUCUCCGUGCUGGUCAUCCUCAUCUCCAUCAUCACCUUCUGCCUGGAGACCCUGCCCGAGUUCAGGGAUGAGAGGGAGUUGCCUGUGCCCCUGCCCCCACAAGGUGGAGGUUUGAAUGGCACCACCGGGGACUCCCCACCCAUGCAGCCCCCCAGCAGCCUGGCUGACCCCUUCUUCAUCAUCGAGACCACUUGUGUGAUCUGGUUCACCUUCGAGCUCCUCGUGCGCUUCUUCGCCUGCCCCAGCAAGCCCGAGUUCUCCCGCAACAUCAUGAACAUCAUCGACAUCGUGGCCAUCAUCCCCUACUUCAUCACCCUGGGCACCGAGCUGGCCCACGAGCAGCAGCAGCCAGGGGCUGGCAGCAGCAAUGGGGGAGGGGGCCAGCAGCAAGCCAUGUCCCUGGCCAUCCUCAGGGUCAUCCGUCUGGUCAGAGUCUUCAGGAUCUUCAAGCUCUCCAGGCACUCCAAGGGGCUUCAGAUCUUGGGACAGACUUUGAAAGCCAGCAUGAGGGAGCUGGGCCUCCUCAUCUUCUUCCUCUUCAUCGGGGUGAUCCUCUUCUCCAGCGCUGUCUACUUUGCUGAGGCCGAUGACCCCGAGUCUCAUUUCUCCAGCAUCCCUGAUGCUUUCUGGUGGGCAGUGGUAACCAUGACUACUGUGGGCUACGGGGACAUGAGACCUGUCACUGUGGGGGGCAAGAUUGUGGGCUCCUUGUGUGCCAUUGCAGGUGUGCUCACCAUUGCCCUCCCUGUCCCUGUCAUUGUGUCCAACUUCAACUACUUCUACCACCGAGAGACUGAUCACGAAGAGCAAUCUAUCCUCAAAGAUGAGCACAGUAGUGCUCAGGGCAGCACAGCGGGGGCGGAUGUGAAGAGAAGACCCAGUACAAACUCUCUGAACAAAUCUGUUGUGCACUUGGAAAACAGUGAGGAGUUCAACAAUGGCACCAGCUCCAUAGAAAAAGCCACUAUCAAGGCGAAAAGCAAUGUAGAUCUCAGAAAAUCCCUCUAUGCUCUCUGUCUGGACACCAAUAGGGAAACAGACCUGUAAGGAGAGGAGAGAGUUAGAGUUCAGAGAUGUAGAAAGAUUUACUGGUGUCAGAAACUUGCUACUAUAAUUAUUCUUUUAGUACCAAUUAGUUUUUUAAGUCAGGCUGUAUUUUCUAAACUGAUCACUGUCCUGAGCAGUCCUCCAGGAAUACAUGUUUUUAUGUUCUUUUUCCAUGACACAAAGGGUCACCUAUUUUUAAAGUAGACUAAGAAUAAGCUACGCUCCAUGAUGCAGGAGCUGGUAAAUUAUGACAGUAAAAAAUCUAAGUCGUAGAAACUUACUGUAGUAAAUGGUGGUUGGUUUUAAAUGGGAAAUUUGUAACCAAUUCAGUUGCUCCAAGUUUAGUAUUAAAGAGUUGGGGGGAAUGUGUGUGUGGAGAAUGAAUGGACUGGGGGGGGAGGGAGGUUGAGGGCUUUUGUACUGUAGUUUCAAAUUGAAAUAAUUCCAAUAUAUUUUAUAUCUGUAUGAGUGUAUUUAUGGUUGAGAGGGGAUUUCUUACUCCUGUGAAAUAUGACAUCAUUAAAGCACUAGGAACAUUAGCAGAUCAGCA
Molecule: messenger RNA, 2569 nt
Organism: Pseudopipra pipra
Lineage: Eukaryota; Metazoa; Chordata; Aves; Passeriformes; Pipridae
Product: potassium voltage-gated channel subfamily A member 5-like
Exons: 1
Coding region: 109-2019 (636 amino acids)
Biological process (GO): potassium ion transmembrane transport; protein homooligomerization
Cellular component (GO): voltage-gated potassium channel complex; membrane; intercalated disc
Molecular function (GO): protein binding; delayed rectifier potassium channel activity
Source: RefSeq, a predicted model, not a curated record